Messenger RNA from Urocitellus parryii (Arctic ground squirrel), 1821 nucleotides. It is a transcript of the gene Ccna1, whose product is annotated as cyclin A1. Lineage: Eukaryota; Metazoa; Chordata; Mammalia; Rodentia; Sciuridae. The record is from RefSeq and is a predicted model, not a curated record.
GCCUGCGCAGCCCCGAGGGCCCCGCGUCGCUCUCCCGAGCCAAGGUUCUCAGGAGCGGGCCGCGCAAAAGACGUUAGCGGGAGGAGUUAGCGGCUGUUGGGGGAACGGGUUGAGGGAAACAGUCCCUUCCAAAGCACGGCAAUCGCGGGGUGGGGCGCCGUGCUGCCUCCCAGGCCGGGGGCGCUGGCCAGAAGGGGCGCGCGUGGCGACGGUGACCGCCUGCUGCGGCACGCCCGGGCAGGGCUGCGCAGGAAGAGCCAGGGGGCGGUCGCCCGUUGGCCCCGCUGGGGCUGAACGCCCAGGGGUCGCGGCGCGUCGGCCUGCAGCGCGUCAGCAGUUUGUGGCGUCCAAGGCAAUGCGUCGCAGCAGCUCCAAGAGUGGAGUCGUCCUGGCUGCAGUGGCUAGAGGUCCUGAAGCUUCUCAGAUGCUCACCAGAGCCCAGCUUGGCCAAGAUCCCCCACAAAGGACAGUGCUAGGGGUGCUAACCGAGAAUGGGCAGUACAGGAAGACCUGUGGCCAGGAGAUCACAGCAAUCAGGUGUUUUUCUGGAUCAGAAAAUGUCUUCCCUCCAGCUGGAAAGAAAAUGCUCUCUGAUUGUGGGGUCCUGGAGCCAGCCAAGCAUGGAUUUGAUAUCUACAUGGACGAGCCUGAGCAGGGGGACAGAGACAGCUGCUCAGGAAGAGAGGGGAUGGCAUUUGAGGAUGUGUAUGAAGUAGAUACCAGCACACUCAAGUCAGACCUUCACUUCCUGCUGGAUUUUAAUACAGUUUCCCCUAUGCUGGUAGAUUCAUCUCUCCAUUUCCAGUCUGAAGAAGCGUCAGAUUUGGGCACAGAUGUGAUAAAUGUGACUGAAUAUGCUGAAGAAAUUCAUCAGUACCUUAGAGAAGCUGAAAUAAGAUACAGACCCAAAGCACACUACAUGAGGAAACAGCCAGACAUCACAGAAAGCAUGCGUACGAUUCUGGUGGAUUGGCUGGUGGAGGUUGGCGAAGAAUAUAAGCUUCGAUCAGAAACUCUGUACCUGGCUGUCAACUUCCUGGACAGGUUUCUUUCCUGCAUGUCUGUUCUAAGAGGGAAAUUGCAGCUUGUAGGGACAGCAGCUAUUUUUCUGGCUUCGAAAUAUGAAGAGAUAUAUCCACCUGAAGUAGAUGAGUUUGUCUAUAUAACUGAUGACACAUACACAAAACGGCAACUAUUAAGGAUGGAACACCUGCUCCUGAAAGUCCUAGCUUUUGAUCUGACAGUUCCAACCACCAACCAAUUUCUCCUUCAGUACUUAAGGCGUCAAGGAGUGUGUGUCAGAACUGAGAACCUGGCCAAGUAUGUAGCAGAACUGAGUCUACUUGAAGCUGAUCCAUUCUUGAAAUAUCUUCCUUCAUUGAUAGCUGCUGCAGCUUACUGCCUGGCAAACUAUAUUGUGAACAGGCACUUCUGGCCAGAAACCCUUGCUGCAUUUACAGGCUACUCAUUAAGUGAAAUUGUGCCUUGCCUGAGUGAGCUACACAAAGCAUGCCUUGACAUACCCCAUCGACCUCAGCAAGCAAUUAGGGAGAAGUAUAAGGCUUCAAAGUACCUGCAUGUGUCCCUCAUGGAACCACCUGCAGUUCUUCCUCUGCAAUAAGUGCUAGAACUGGAGCAUUUCCAGAACCCAACCACCAUAUCAACAGGAUUGCUCUUAGUUUCCAUAAGUUUCUUCAAGUUUGGCCAACUAAUGUCAAUAUAGAUGACUUUUCAAAUAUGUAAAUGUAUUAGGUUCUAUUAGACUUUAGUAGUUAUAAUUUAGUCUAGAAUUGUUGAAGAAUAAACUACUUGCUUUAUGAC